GCUCGCACGCUCCCUCGCGGAGCACUUGUUUGGGUUCCCAGCGCAGCCAUGGCGCAGCACUUCUCCCUGGCCGCCUGCGACGUGGUCGGCUUCGAUCUGGACCACACUCUAUGUCGCUACAACCUGCCCGAGAGCGCCCGGCUCAUUUAUAAUAGCUUUGCCCAGUUCCUCGUCAAGGAGAAGGGGUAUGACAAGGAAUUGCUUACUGUGACUCCAGAGGAUUGGGACUUCUGUUGCAAGGGCUUGGCAUUGGAUCUGGAAGAUGGAAGCUUCAUUAAACUGGCAGAUGAUGGCACUGUGCUCAGGGCGAGCCACGGCACCAAGAUGGUCGCUGCGCAGGCGCUGGCGGAGGAGUAUGGCAGCAAGGCGUGGAAGCACUUCAUGAUGGACACAGAGACAGCGUCCCGAUCAGGAAAAUACUAUUUUUAUGAUAACUACUUCGAUCUGCCAGGGGCCCUUCUGUGCGCCAGAGUGGUGGAUUUCUUAACAAAGAAGAACAACGGUCAAAAAGCUUUUGAUUUUUGGAAGGAUGUAAUUGCUGCUAUACAACACAAUUAUAAAAUGUCAGCUUUUAAGGAAAACUGUGGAAUAUAUUUUCCAGAAAUAAAAAGAAAUCCAGGCAAAUAUGUACACAGUUGUCCCGAAUCUGUAAAAAAGUGGCUUCGACAACUAAAGAGUUCUGGGAAGAUUCUUUUGCUAAUCACCAGUUCUCACAGUGAUUACUGUCGACUCCUCUGUGAAUAUAUCCUUGGGAAUGAUUUUCCAGAUCUUUUUGACAUCAUUAUUACAAAUGCAUUGAAGCCUGGUUUCUUCUCUCAUUUACCAAGUCAAAGGCCUUUCUGGACACUUGAGAAUGACGAGGAGCAGGAAGAAUUGCCAUCUCUGGAUAAACCUGGCUGGUACUCCCAAGGAAAUGCGGUUCACCUUUAUGAACUUCUGAAAAAAAUGACUGGCAAACCUGAACCCAAGGUGGUUUACUUUGGUGACAGCAUGCAUUCAGAUAUUUUCCCAGCCCGUCAUUAUAGAAAUUGGGAGACAGUCCUCAUCCUGGAAGAACUCAGAGAGGACAGAGAUGAGACAGCUGAGGAAUCUGAACCACUAGAGAAAAAAGGAAAAUAUGAGGAGCCAAAGUCAAAACCUCUAAAUACAUCAUCUAAAAAAUGGGGCUCAUUUUUUGUUGAUUCAAUUUCGGGGCUGGAAAAUAAAGAAGACUCCUUGGUUUAUACUUGGUCCUGCAAGAGAAUCAGUACUUACAGCACUAUUGCAAUUCCAAGUCUUGAAACAAUAGCAGAAUUAUCCCUGGACUACAAAUUUACAAGGUUCUCUUCAAACAAUUCAAAAAUGGCUGGCUACUACCCAAACCCUCCAUUAGUCUUAUCAAAGGAAACAUCAAAAACCAAAUAAAUGAUCUUUACUAACAAGUGAAGAGAAGAAACGUAUAUGCAGCAAAUGUACUGUAAAGAUUUUAAUUUUUAAAAAAUACUGUAAGAUGCUUUAUAGGAACAAAUUCUUAAUGAAAAUUCACUAAGAAACUGAUCUUUUUCUAUCUCUUCUUUCAUACAGUUCAUCUCCACCCCCACCCCCCAAUUCUGAUACUAAAAUCUUGGUAUCUUAGAGCAAAAAAGAACCUUAUUAAUAUUUUCUAUACCAGUAGUUCUGAGAUUAAAAUUCACUUGAGUUAUAUACUCAUACAUACAUACCCAUAUAUUUAUAUACAUACAUACAUACACACACUUACAUAAACAUGCCCAGCCUAGUGGUUCCCAAAGUGUGGUCCCUAUACUACUAAUAUAGCAUCACCUAAAAUCCCAAUAGAAAUGUAAUUUGGAAGGGUAGCCUCGGAAAUACAGAUUCUGAAACAGAGAAUGUAACCAUAGUACACAGUCUGUUAAUAAUCCUGUGGUUGAUACUAAAGUUUAAGAACCACUGGCUAGGCCAUAUCUUCCAGAGAUUGGCUUCAUUGGUCUGGAAAUAGUCGAGUGUUGACAUUUUCAUAUGCCCCAGGGAAAUGCAGCCAGAACUGAAAACACCUGGUGUCCCUUCAACUCAUAGCCAAGCACACUGAGUCCAGUGAGAUUAAAUGAUUUUUCCAGGUUAUCAGGUUUCUUGUUUUUAAAAAACAAUAAAGAGAAAUGAUUUCUUUGCAACCACACAGCCAGUAUGCAACUGAGAUGAUACGAGAAGCCAACAAUUUCAGUCUCCACUGUUAAUCAAUUAGGCAUUCACCCUCUAAUAAUUUUGAAAGCUGUUUCUUUUUCAUUCAUUUUAAUUUUUCAUUCAUUUGUACCCAUUUUUUUUCUCAGUGGGUAAAAAUAAUUGGUUCUCAGAGUGAAAAAGAGUAAUUGAAUGAGUUGUGGUCUUUCAGGCUUAACUUAGUGCAGAAAAAUCAUUUUCCUUAGUAUUAUUUUUUCUCAUUAAAGAGGAAUGUAUGCAUAUAUACUAAUUAGGGUUCCAUUUAAUUUUUCCUCUUGGGAGGUGACAGUGGGAAAAUUACUAAGGUUUAUAAUGCUGCAAUCCAAGAUUAUUGUGGUCUAUGUGCUUUGUACAGUCAUGUUAGUAGCUAUUUGUUGCAAACUGUUUGGAACCAGAUAAUGUUUACAAUAUAAACAUGGCUACUCUUUAUGCUAUAAUAUCACUCUGUCCCUCCUGGACAAUCUCUUAAAAUAUACUUGUCAUUGUCUUUCUUUUAUAUGGAUUAAAUCAGAGUAGCUAGCAUAUUGAUGCAUGAAAUGAAAAAAAUAUUUUGUCAAGAGUUUUAAAAUCUAAAAUAAUCCCAGAUAUUGUGGGGAUGAGUAUCUCAGGAUAGGUAAAUAGUUAAUGAAGUUUCUUCCUUAAAGUCAGUUGCUUUAUUUGACAUUUUCUAGUAACAAUAUGAGGGUGUCUUUGAAGUUAAAAUCUGAAGUCUCAUUAGAAUAUGAUAAUAAGCAUCAAGCUUAGGGCCAAAAAAAAUGUUAAAUAACUCUUAUAUACUUUAAAUUGAUCUUGGUUUCUUUUUAAAAUAAAGCUA
Messenger RNA from Condylura cristata (star-nosed mole), 3007 nucleotides. It is a transcript of the gene NT5DC1, whose product is annotated as 5'-nucleotidase domain containing 1. The record is from RefSeq and is a predicted model, not a curated record. Gene Ontology annotation, molecular function: 5'-nucleotidase activity. The transcript is spliced from 12 exons. NCBI's taxonomy places the organism in Eukaryota, Metazoa, Chordata, Mammalia, Eulipotyphla, Talpidae. Bases 49 to 1404 code for a protein of 451 amino acids.